Psylliodes chrysocephalus is the source of this 666-nucleotide messenger RNA. Lineage: Eukaryota; Metazoa; Arthropoda; Insecta; Coleoptera; Chrysomelidae. The record is from the annotation of a GenBank genome assembly.
GUUCGAUAAGCAUAUCUAGUAGCUCUCAAAUAAUUGCAAUAUUAACAGCAAAAUGAAUGAAGAAGAGAUAGUAUUAACCCACCAUAUAAGAAUAUUGAACGAAAAUCUCCUCGAACCGGUUACACGAAUAAUUAAAGAACUACAAAAUAAGGAAAUGAUGGCAAUGCGGCUACCGCAUUUGGUAUUUGACAAAUGUUUGUCGGACGAUGAUUUCGCGAUAUUCGAAACUGGGGUAAAAAUGUGCAAACAUUUAACUAGUGAUGUGCCGAAACUUAGUGUGGCGUUCAAAGUUUUCUGUGAUGACUUAUUUGCAUCGUUUAACUGCAACAUUGAAAACUCUGCAAAUAAUGAAUGGGUAAGACAAAAGCGAAUGUUUUUUAAAUUCGUCGGACAGCUGUACGCCUACGAAAUUUGUACUGAGAGAAAGUUUUUAAAUGAUAUUGCAAAUUUUUUCAUGGAUGUAGGCGACGAGGUACACAUUGAGUAUCUGAAAAGUUUGGUUUUACAAACUGCUCGCCUCAAACAUGCGGGAAUGUUAUAUAACAAUACCAAAAAAAGAAUGGAGAAAAUGAGAAUCGAUGGACGCAUCAACGCAGUAAUAAGAAACUUGAUUGACGAAGCUCUUGUUGCCAUUCGAAAUAAUCACAAUUGAAGAGUACCUACAAG